GGCAGUGGGGCUAGUCUGGAAGGCAAAAAAUAAAUUUCCGCUUCCUGCACUGAUAAACAACUAACGCAACUUAAGAAAACAUUCGCGGUGAGUUUACUGCAACGAACGGAUACAACUGCAGCGCACCGCGGGCGAAAGGAUCGUUACAAGCGGACAGGUGCCACCUCGAUCCUCGCGGACGGAUGAUUGUUGUGCAGUAGGAUUCGCGCUUCCAAAGCUCGCCGUUUUAUUUGUGUUUUCUUUUGUUUUUGAUAAACAUAAGGUACCUCCAGUAUGUCGGAGCGGGGAGGGCUCCCAAGGACUGGAAAUGUACCGUCUCCGCAGCCCUCCAAACCGGCGGCGAUCACUUCCAAUCGCCCGGUGCACAUGAACUUGUACGCCACCUGGGAAGUGGACCGAUCAUCUCCGAGCUGCGUACCGAGACUCUUCAACCUGACGCUGAAGAAGCUGGUCAUGCUUAAAGAGCUGGAUAAAGAUUUGACCUCUGUGGUUAUUGCUGUAAAACUCCAGGGCUCAAAGCGAAUCCUUCGUUCCAAUGAGAUCUUGUUGCCAUCAACUGGCCAGACAGAAACAGACCUGCAGCUCACGUUCUCAUUGCAGUAUCCUCACUUCCUGAAACGGGAUGCCAACAAACUCCAGAUCAUGCUGCAGAGGAGGAAGAGAUACAAGAACAGAACCAUCCUGGGCUACAAGACCCUCGCGCACGGACUCAUCAACAUGGCAGAGGUGAUGCAACACCCGAUGGAGGGUGCUCAGGUACUGGGAUUGCACAGUCAGCUGAAGGAAGUGUCUGUCCCUGUGGCUGAGAUCAGAGUUUACUCUGUUUCCAGUCAACCCAUCGACCACGAGGGGCCCAAAGCCAAGAUGAACGAUCGUUCUCCAGACAUUGACAACUACUCGGAGGAAGAGGAGGAGAGCUAUUCAUCUGAACAAGAGGGCAGUGAUGACCCCGUUCAUCAUUAUCUAGAUGAUGAAGAGGAUGAGGUGAGGAAGAAGAAACCCAGACGCAAACUCACCUCCAACGCAUCCAUCACCAGACAACCCAACAUCAAGCAGAAGUUUGUGGCAUUGUUGAAGAGGUUUAAGGUGUCAGAUGAGGUGGGAUUUGGUUUAGAGCAUGUGUCUCGAGAGCAGAUUCAGGAAGUGGAGGAGGAUCUGGAUGAACUCUACGACAGUCUGGAGAUGUACAACCCCAGCGACAGCGGACCAGAGAUGGAGGAGACCGACAGCAUCCUCAGCACUCCGAAACCUAAACUCAGACCAUUCUUCGAGGGAAUGUCUCAGUCGAGCUCUCAGACAGAAAUCGGCAGCUUGAACAGUAAAGGAAGUCUGAGUAGAGACCCCUUCAGCCCUCAGGGGGAGCAGCCACCAUCAAAUAAACUCAAACACUCUCCUAGCAGCAACCUGGAGGAGCCGCUGUCUGAGAAUGACACACUGGAGCUGAAUGACCAGGAGUUGUUUAGUGAAGUCGGUCCCUGUAUAAUGGUGUCUGUGGCUGAGAAACCCCGAACACCAUUAAAAACAAGCAAGAGCGAGAUACAGUCCAUGCCGUCACCCAGGUUGGACGGAGGACACACACCCCGGAAGCGUAGCACUCCUGUGAAGGAUCGACAGCUCUGUAAACCGCUGAGUGAACGAACCAACAGCUCAGAUAGUGAGAGAUCACCUGAGCUUGGCCACAGCACACAGGUGCUCAGGAAGGCUGUAUUUGAUCAGUUAAAUCAGAUUCUGUUAUCUGAUGCGGUUCUUCCUGAAAGUCUCAUUCUGAUCAAUGGCACAGACUGGCAAGGACAGUAUGUUACAGAGCAGUUGCAGGUCCAGAAGCAUCCUAUGGUGUGCACGUGUUCUGGUGCAGAGAUUCAGGCCGUUCUGUCCGCUCUGCUCACACGCAUACAGAAAUUUUGUAACUGUAACUCAUCCAUGCCCCGGCCGGUGAAGGUGGCGGUGGUUGGAGGUCAAAGUUAUCUGGGCUCUGUGUUGCAGUUUUUCGUCACCCAAUUGGCCAAUAAGACAUCUGAUUGGCUCAAUCACAUCCGCUUUCUGAUCGUGCCUCUGGGUUCUCAUCCUGUUGCUAAGCACCUGGGUGUCCUUGACAGCCGCUACAGCGCAGCUUUCCUUGAUGGAGCUUGGAGAGACCUGUUCAACCGAUCAGAACCGCCACAGACAGAUUUGGUGGAUGUAGCUGGUCGCAUUGCUCAGUACAUCAGUGGAGCCGUUCUCACUCACCAGCUGCCCAUCGCAGAGGCCAUGCUUACCUGCAAACACAGAACGAGGGAUGAGGAUUCCUAUCAGAAGUUUGUCCCUUUUAUUGGGGUGGUGAAAGUGGGAUUGAUUGAGCCUGGCCAAACAUCAGCAGGUGACAUGGAAGAGAGUGUUGCUGUGAGUUUGGCCAUUCCCUCCACAUCUCCACCCUCUCACGGAUCACCUGCCAGCCUGAAAGAGACGGCCACACCCCCCUCCUCUCCGUCAGUGGGUGGAGGAUUGGCUGUACAGGGGAGCCCCAGUAUGUCUCAUGGCGUGGAUGCCAUUGGACUGCAGGUGGAUUACUGGCUGGCGUCUCUGGCUGAAAAGCGUCGGGAGGGAGAAAGGAGAGAUACGAGUUGUAAGAAUACUCUGAAGAGCGCAUUCUGGUCCCUGCAGGUCAGCCGGCUGCCAGGAGGGGGGGCCAGCGAGCCACAAGCGCCCGUCAACACUAUGGCCAUGACAGUGGUCACCAAAGAGAAGAACAAGAAAGUUCCCACUAUUUUCCUGGGGAAGAAACCUAAAGAGCGGGAGAUGGACUCUAAGAGUCAGGUCAUUGAGGGCAUCAGCCGGCUUAUUUGCUCAGCCAAACAGCAGCAGACUAUCCUGAAAGUUACCAUUGAUGGAGGUGAGUGGAAUGACGUGAAGUUCUUCCAGUUAGCAGCUCAAUGGCCGACUCACGUCAAGUAUCUCCCAGUUGGAUUGUUUGGCUACAGCAAACCACCCUCCUAGGACGGCCCACACUCUAAACCCCGCCUUCAACCCGCAACCUACACCCCAUUGCACACUGCCCCCGCCGCUUAGAAUGCCGGCCAGUUGUAGUUGUGAGACAGGACUCUCCUAUGUAGCAGUCUCUGGUGGGUGGAAAGGUGUAGUCAAAGAAGUUGGAUUUAGCAGGUUUGGUAGACUUUUAUGAGCGCUAGUCACUUUUAUUAAUCAAAAGGUCCUACAGCCACAUGUGGGGGGCCAAGCACAAAAUUUGAAUACACCACCUGUCAACCAUCAACCUGAUUACUAUUGAUCACUAUUGAACAACAUGACAAGGCAUUUGUCCCUAAAAUAUAAUGCCUGACCUGACAAUGGAUCGCUUUCAUUAACGUUAAAAUUUAAGCAUAACCAACAAAUGCAGUUUAAACCAAUAAAAAUGUUCCAUGGGAACCGUAGUUUCCACCAAAAUACUGUAGUUAUUACUGCAGUUAUUGUUAGUACUGUAAAAUCACAACAAAUUAAUAUGAUAUCUCCUAAAAGUGUUAGAAAUUUUCAGAAUCUUUCAAUCGCUUCAACUGAGUUGUUAUACUAACCUUAGCUACAAUAUCUAUUGUAUUUUGGUAGAAACUAUGGUUAUCGUAAUACAUUUUUGUAGGAGAAGAUUACUGUUUUUGUCUAAUUUGAGGAAAAAAAGCACCAAUUAGCAUUUCAAAACUAUUAAGAACCCUCCAAUUAUUGAAGAGGAUGGAGUUAAAGACCAGUUGCCCAUUAGCCAACUGGUGAAUUUUUAACAAUUCUUUAAACUACUCUUGCUCUCACAUGCCAUCUUCCCUCUAGUUGACAAAACUCAGAAAUGCAUCAUUAACCUCUAGCUUGCAUGUCUUAAAUUACAACCAUAAAAAAAAAAAAAAAAAAAAAAAAAAACGUUAUUUUAACGUUGGUUCUGUGGUGCACUUUAUGCACUUGUGCAUGUGUUGAGCUGUGCUUACUGUGCUGCUAUAUCCCACAACUUGCGUUUCCCUCAGUAUACAGAAGGUUAACAUCAGUGACUUAACAAGUAGUGGUUCACAGUGACAGUGGUUAAUCAGUAUAACUAGAAUAAACUAGUUCCAUUAGUUUUAUAUUAUUUUGUACACGGAUUAUGCUUUAACAUGUCAGAAGAGCAAGUGAUUGUUUAGUUCUACUUUUAAAAGUGACCUUUUAGCUCAAAUAUGUAGCUCGUCUGUUUAUUUAUUUACAUAAACCAUAUCUUCAAAGAUCACUCUGGCCAAUCACAAUGUAAACAUUACAGAACAUUGAUAGGAUGGAUGAAGACCAAGCCACCUUGGUAAUAUGGGCAAUGGCAAAAAUUUUAAAGUGUGUUGUCGAAAGAGAGCUAAAAAGAAUGAUGUCAUAUCGAUUAGCUAAAGGGUUGGACUAGGUUAGACGUGAAAAUGUUGUGGCGUAGUCAGCAGAAUUGAGGAAAUCUAUCAAUUUUGUGUUCUUGUAUGAAUCUUUACAGUUGUAAACAGGUUAGAGGAGAUCUUCCGAAGGGCAACCUGGGCUAGAUGCUAUGCACUUCAAAUCAACUUUACUCUUACACAUCUUCAUCCAAAGCACAAUGUUUUUGCCAGCUAGAUCCUCAUACAAAAUGCCCAGUUAAAACAAGCAUGGGAUCAGACCGUCACUCACGAUUAGUACCUACCUUUAAAGUCAUGAGCUAAACAGCAUAACUGAUCUUGGAUCAGUCAUUUUAGAGCUACAAGCUCCCUUUAUUUGCUAGCUGUUACAAUACUAUUUAAGGCAGCUUUCACGAAUGUAACAUUGUUCUAUUUUGUCUAGAACAUUUGUUAGAUAUUCUUGUGAGUGUUGGGUAACUAACAAAGAUGUAAAUGUUUGUGAUGUGGUUUUAAAUAAGAACAAAAGAAAUGAUAAAAAAAAAAAAAACAUUAUCUAUGAAACAAUGUUGUGCCACAGUUAGAGUGAUACAAGUAUGUUGUGUGUGUUGAUUUGUGUGCCUUUUUUGGGGGGGGGGGGAUAAUAAUGGUCACUGGUAAGGUUAGUCUGUGGUGUACACUAAACAUUCACUUCGGUCACAACACAAGAUUCAGCAUUUUUUUACCCUGCCUACUUCUAAGAAUUGAAAAUUUAACUACUAAAGAAUUAACAUAUCAUUAUUGUUACAUAACAAUUCAUGGUGACAAUUUGCAAUAAGGUCCUUUUUGUUAACAUUAGUUAACAUGAACUAACAAUGAACUACACUGGCGGCCAAAAGUUUGAAAUAAUGUACAGAUUUUGCUGUUUCGGAAGUAAGUUGGUACUUUAAUUCACCAAAGUGGCAUUCAACUUCACAUCACAAAGUAUAGUCAGGACAUCACUGAUGUAAAAAAAAAACAGCACCAUCACUAUUUGAAAAGAGUCAUUUUUGGUCAAAUCUAGACAGGCCCCAUUUCCAGCAGCCAUCCCUCCAACACCUUAUCCUUGAGUAAUCAUGCUAAAUAGCUAAUUUGGUACUAGAAAAUCACUUGUCAUCAUAUCCAACACAGUUGAAAGCUAUUUGGUUCGGUAAAUGAAGCUUAACAUUGUCUUUGUGUUUGUUUUUGAGUUGCCACAGUAUGCAAUAGACUGGCAUGUCUUAAGGUCAAUAUUAGGUCAAAAAUGGCAAAAAAGAAACAGCGUUAUUAAUGUCCUGACUAUACAUUGUGAUCAGUUGAAUGCCACUUUGGUGAAUAAAAGUACCAAUUUAUUUCCAUAAGAGCAAAAUCUGUACAUUAUUCCAAACUUUUGGCCGCCAGUGUAUACUUUUACAGCAUUUUAAAAAUGUAUUUGUAUAUGCUGAAAUUAACAUUAGUCAAUGCACUAUAAACUAAAAUGAACUAACAAUGAACAAUUGUAUUUUAUUAACUAACAUUAACAAAGAUUAACAUAAAAAACAAAACAAAAAACAAAUCUAAAAUUAAAAUGCUGUAAAAAUAUAUUGUUAAUUGUUUGUUCAUGAAACCUAAUGCAUUAACUAAUGUUUAUGAAUGGAACCUUAUUGUAAAGUGUUACCCAAUUUACUUGUGAAUUUCAUUAUUAAUUCCACUUACAGACUGAAAGGUUGAAUCUGACAAAAUCUGUCAAGAACAUGCCCGGGUCCUAUUUCACUACAAAAACAGAAGCAAAUUAGAAAUUGUAUUUUGCAUAAAGAAAUUGAAAUUUUGUAAAUCAUGGAAAUAUUUACUGCAUUUUGUUAUAAUUUAUGCUUUUUUUUUUUUUUUUUACUUUAAUACAAUAAAAAAUACUGUAUAUACAGUAAAAAUACUUUUGAACAGUAAUGACAAUAAAAAAAAAAAAAAGGGAAUUAUCAAAAAACAAAUGUAAAACAUCUGGACGCAUAAUGGUCAUGAGAAAUUUGAGUUCAAAAAUGUACUUAAUUUUUAUGAAAAUAAUGACACAAUGCAAAAAAUCUUAAUGGUCAUAAUUAGGCUUAACAGUUUUUAUGUGACCCGGACAUUUUUUCACAAAAUUCUCUCAAAAUCUUUCUAAUUUGCGUAACUUGUCAUAUUUUCCAUGUCUCUUUCCACAAUGAGAGUAUCCCUAUGUGGCAAAAAGUAUUACGAACAACUUAGUAUUAAAAAGUAGAGGGAAUUGUUUCACUCAAACAAAACUUAAUACUACAAAAAUCACAAAGGUUGCUGUCUGCACACUGUAUAACAAUCAGACUGAAAAAGAGUCUAGCAAAAAAAAAAAUUUUUUUUUUUUUUUUUUUCACUUGCAUAAUGAAAGUGUGCAGUGUGGGGGAAAAAAGUGUCAUCCAGUGUGCAGACAGCAACUUUUGUGAUUUUUGAACAACUAAGUAUUAAAAUAUAAAUGUAAAUUAGUUUUAUUCUUUCAUCCUGCUCCUUACAUAUUUGUUUAGCAAUAGUUUUAGGUUUGUGUUUUGUUUUUGAAGUGUUUUCUUUCAUGUAUAUUAAAUGCAGCUCUCUUAUUUCUACCCAUAUUCUUAUAAAAGAUUAAAUAAACCUUCAAAAUGAUGUUUCCCAUCCAUUAGGGUGACUAUAAUACAACACACUAUUGAACAAAAAUCCUGUCAAGGCAAAUAAUAGAAAAAAACCUUAACAUGUGUUCACUUUUACUAGUUUCUAUAUAGUACUCUGAGUUUUAAUGGCAUUUAUUUUUUACAUUUAUUUAGAUCGUUAUAGGCUACAUUUUAAAAGAAAUACAAAUGUAUGUAAUGAUGUUACAUUUGCUGUUUGUGUUUUAAACUUAUAUGAUGGGCAAACAAAAAUUUGCAGCCACCUUUAUACAAGCUUUUAAGGUAAAUCACAUUUACAAGUUUACACCUUAAAUGGCAUCUAUUUUGGGGUUCUGGUUUAAAUUGUAUGUGAAUGUGUUUCUUGAAACGAAAUAAGGAGAGGCAAAAAAAAAAGUGUUACUGCAAAAGAGUCUCAGCUGUUACAUUUAGUUUUUGUUUGUUUGUGUAUAGUUGAAAAAUUCAAGUUUCAGUAUUUUUGGAGCAGUCUGGAAAAACAGAAUUUUUCCGAAUGUUCAUUUCAAUAUGAAAAAAGAAACUCAUGGGCACACCACAUUCCAUUCUGUUUUCAACAACUACAAAAUACCUUUUGCUUCAUCCAAACAUGCACUGUCUUUUUAUCCAUGUGCUGUUUGGAGUCUGGUCUUUGCCUGGCUGUACCUGUACCUCUUUACUUAUGUACCUCUGUGAUGGUUUGUAAUGUGAAAUUUCUUCAGAAACCAUGAAGUGGAUUUGAGCAUUCUGUUUGAUAAACUAAAUAUCUGAACAGCCAAUCAGAAUGGUCUCUGUCCACUUCAUUAAAUACUUUUUGUUGAUGUUCAAGAGAUAAUAUUCCUGAAUUCCACAAGCUUCGGAUUACAAACAGCAGAUUUGGCCAAAGUUAGCAAAUGUAAAAAUAAUAACCCACAAUAUUUAGAUGUGGAACACUAAGAAGCCAAGCUUGUGGAUGAGAGAAGUAUUUUGCACAUGCGUUUAUUAUCUUUUAGCAGUGUUCAGCUGUUUGCCUUUUUGCUUCUAGACAGUAAUGCUUGUACAUAUCCAAAGUGCUUGUAAUAAGAACUUAUGUUCCUUUAUUGUGUGUGUUUUUUUAAUUAUUUAACAUGUUUUGUAGUACUGCUUUUUCAUAAUUAAGUUGUCAAUCAAUAGAUGUGGUAUGGACAGUGGAAGUGUUACUUGUAUUCUUUUUUUAAUUAAUAAACACACCUGAUUUGUA
Molecule: messenger RNA, 8156 nt
Organism: Myxocyprinus asiaticus (Chinese sucker)
Lineage: Eukaryota; Metazoa; Chordata; Actinopteri; Cypriniformes; Catostomidae
Product: phosphofurin acidic cluster sorting protein 1-like
Exons: 24
Coding region: 274-2973 (899 amino acids)
Biological process (GO): protein localization to plasma membrane
Molecular function (GO): transmembrane transporter binding
Source: RefSeq, a predicted model, not a curated record